This is a messenger RNA of Erythranthe guttata (spotted monkey flower), 1163 nucleotides long. RefSeq names its product chorismate mutase 2 (gene CM2). Gene Ontology annotation, cellular component: cytoplasm. Gene Ontology annotation, biological process: chorismate metabolic process; aromatic amino acid biosynthetic process. Gene Ontology annotation, molecular function: chorismate mutase activity. The record is from RefSeq and is a predicted model, not a curated record. NCBI's taxonomy places the organism in Eukaryota, Viridiplantae, Streptophyta, Magnoliopsida, Lamiales, Phrymaceae.
AAAAAAAAAAAAAAAAACUUUAAAUUACUUUAUUACAUAUCCAUCUUCUCCGUUUCACCUGCCUUCAGACACAGAUCUGCCAUUGUUAUUACACCAUUAUCAUCUGCUAUCCAAACAGACCUAAUUAUAAGUUCAUCCCCAAAACCCAUUUUUCUUCUUUCAUAAAAAAUCAAUGGCUGAAUCUGAAAUGGGAUCACAAGGCAAAUAUCUCGACACUUUGCUGAAUCUUGAAUCGCUGAGGAAGAGCUUGGUCAGACAAGAAGACACCAUUAUCUUCUCUCUAAUUGAGAGAUCAAAGUACCCAAUUAAUACACCCUUGUACGAUGAUGACGUCACGAUCCCCUGUGCUUCGUCUCCUCCUUCUUCUCUGUUCCACUUCUUUCUUAAGGAAUCCGAAUCUCUUCAGGCCAAGACUGGUCGAUAUACUUCACCAGAAGAGAAUGCUUUUUUCCCCGAUAAUCUACCGUCUCCGCUGCCGGGCUCGCUUCCUAAUUAUAACCCUACACAGGUAUUGCAUCCUCAAGGAGCUUGCAUUAAUAUAAACGAGAAAAUACUAAACUUGUAUCUCAAGAAUUUACUUCCUCUGAUCGCUACUAAGGGAGACGACGGGAACUAUACUUCCACUGCAGCCAGCGAUCUCGACUGUUUGCAGGCUCUCUCUAAAAAAAUUCACUUUGGGAAAUUCGUGGCCGAGGUUAAGUUCCGGAAGGCACCUGAUGACUAUGUUCCGGCUAUACGUGCUAAGGAUAGGGAUGGUUUAAUGAAACUAUUGACGUUCGAAAGUGUUGAAGAAGUGAUCAAGAAACGAGUGGAAAAGAAAGCGACAGUGUUCGGACAAGAUGUGGUGGAUCUUGAACAAAAUAAUAAUCACGGCAAAUUUAAGGUUGAUCCGUCUGUAGUUGCUCGAUUGUAUGGAGAUUGGGUGAUUCCUUUGACGAAAUUUGUUCAAGUCGAGUACCUUCUUUGUCGACUCGAUUAGUUAAUCCCUUUAACCGUCUUAGUUACCAUGACAGACGUAUUUGUUGUAUUUGAAUAAGUUUUAUGAAGCAGAUGAAUGUUUUCUGAUGUCACUUUUGGUAAUUGUAUACUUCAAAAAAGAAGAUAAAUACGUGAAAUUACAAAAAAAAACCCUCUUAUUUCGGUAAUUGCAUCUAAACCCUUAA